AUGGUGGGGAAGAUCUUGCUGCGCCAUAAUUACAUUCCGGGUUCCGGACUCGGAGCACGUGGGCAAGGGAUCAACCGCCCAAUCGAGAUCGAAGAGUACAAGAACAGGAGGGGACUCGGUUUUCGCCCUUCCUGCCACGAGAUUAUUGAAGCCCGUAGAGGCAAGCGCCCCCACCGUCUCGCAGCGUACUACGGGAAGAUCAACAGGGGCACCCCAGUUCCGCCACUCUCCCACUUCUUUUCAGGAUCACAGCACAUCGUCGGAGGUACUCUUGACGGCCCCUCCUCGGAUUUAGACGACGCGCUUGUCGAUCUGCCAGGCAUAUACGCCGUCACCGAGGAGACUCCUUCAGGGGUCUACAUCCGCCUCGCGCAGGAGAAUGAGGAGCUCAACAACUGGACCUCAAUAGAGGAGAGUUUGCACCGCCUCGAGAACCGUCAACUCACCUCAGUUGAGCCAACAGAAGAAAUCAACAUAGGCACUGAAGAGGAACCUCGCACGCUAAAGAUCGGGACGGGCCUCGAUCCAACACAACGAGCUCGGAUGAUCGAUUUCUUGAAGGAGUACCAAGAGGUCUUUGCCUGGUCCUACGCCGACAUGCCGGGCUUAGAUCCGUCGAUAGUCAAGCACUCUCUCCCACUCGAUACAGAGAACUUCCCGCCCAAACGGCAACACCUACGGCGGCAGCGAGCCGGCCUUCUCCUCCGCAUCAAGGAGGAGGUCGUCAAGCAGAUAAAUGCGGGAUUCCUAGAAGUCUGCAAUUACUCUGAAUGGGUGGCAAACAUCGUGCCCGUGGAGAAAAAGGACGGAAGGGUCAGGGUUUGCGUCGACUAUCGGGACCUCAACAAGGCUAGUCCUAAAGACAACUUCCCUCUGCCUCACAUCGACGUCUUGGUCGACAACACCGCGCGCCACAAUCAGUUCUCCUUCAUGGAUGGCUUUUCGGGGUAUAACCAAAUCCGGAUGGCUGAAGACGACAAGAUCAAAACGACUUUCAUCACGAUGUGGGGCACGUUUUGCUACAAGGUCAUGCCCUUCGGGCUCAAAAAUGCCGGGGCAACCUACCAACGGGCAAUGGUUACGCUCUUCCACGACAUGAUGCAUAAGGAGAUCGAGGUCUACGUCGACGACAUGAUCGCAAAGUCCAAGGAGGGAGAGGAUCACCUCGUCAAUCUGAGGCGUCUCUUCGAACGUCUCAAGAAGUACAAGCUUAGGCUCAACCCGGCCAAGUGCACAUUCGGCGCGAAAUCCGGAAAACUGCUAGGAUUUGUGGUCAGCGAACGAGGCAUCGAGGUCGAUCCUGACAAGGUGAAAGCGAUUAGGGAGUUACCUCCGCCAUCAACAGUGCGCGAGGUACGGAGCUUCUUAGGACGACUGAACUACAUCGCGCGUUUCAUCGCGAACUUAUCAGAUAAGUGUCAACCCCUCUUCCAGCUGCUUCGUAAAAAUGCAGCAAUUGAAUGGGACGACGAUUGUCAGAAGGCCUUUGACGAUAUUAAGACAUACUUAGUUCAGUCGCCGGUGUUGGUCCCGCCCACGCCAGGUCGACCUCUCAUUCUUUACCUGACGGUGCGCCGGCAAUCAUUGGGGUGCAUGCUGGGACAAGAAGAUGAGUCCACACGCAGAGAACAUGCCAUCUACUAUCUGAGCAAGAAGUUUACUGAAGGGGAAUCCAAUUACCCGGAGAUUGAGAAGAUGUGCUGCGCACUGGUGUGGGUCAUGCAGAGACUUCGACAGUACACCCUCUAUCACACUAUCCGCUUGCUGUCGAAAGCGGAUCCCCUGAAAUAUCUACUUGGUAGCCCAUCCUCCAUGAGGAACAUUGCAAAGUGGCGCUGUCAACUGACGGAGUACGACAUCGAGUAUGUGCCCCGCACAUCAGUCAAGGGGCAAGCAAUUGCAGACCAUUUGGCGGAAUUUCCCAUCGAGGAUGACACGCCGAUCAACUCCGACUUUCCAGACGAAGGGAUCCUCCGAGUAGAUGAGGAGGAGGAUGGGACCGCGUGGAAGAUGUAUUUCGACGGCGCGGUGAAUUCCACCGGUUCUGGUAUCGGCGCAGUGCUGAUAUCCCCGGACGGACGUUAUUACCCGAUUGCAGCAAAAGUUAAUUUUCUCUGCACCAAUAAUGUGGCCGAAUACGAGGCAUGCAUCCUUGGCUUGCAAGCAGCGAUUGAUUUCAAGGUGAAGGAGCUAGAAGUGUUCGGAGAUUCAAUGCUCACAAUCUUCCAAACGUUAGGGCAAUGGAAGACGAAAGACGCAAAGUUAGUACCAUACCACGAGUAUCUCGAGGAGUUAGCGGAGAACUUCGAGAAAAUCUCGUUCACCUACACGCCACGUAUCAAGAAUCAGUUUGCAGAUGCACUCGCGACACUGGCAUCAAUGGUGAGCAUCACAAAAGAAAACCUCAUCGAGCCACUUGAGAUCGAGAUUGCCAAAGGCCCGGCUUACUGCGACACAAUCGAGGCGACUGAUGAACAGCCAUGGUACGAAGACAUCAAACAUUUUUUGCAAACUGGCCAAUACCCGACAUUUGCCAACCGUCGGGACCGGAAAACACUUAGGCGACUCACAGCGCAUUACUUCCUGAGCGGAGAGACUCUCUACCGCCGUUCCUUCGACGCCACGCUACUCCGGUGUGUUGACGAAAACGAGGCACAAUGCCUCAUGGGAGAGAUACAUGAAGGGAGUUGUGGACCCCAUAUGAGCGGUCUCAUGCUCACCAAGAAACUCAUGCGCCUAGGUUACUUUUGGUCCACCAUGGAGGCCGACUGCGCCAAACACGUCAGACACUGCCACUUGUGCCAGGUCUAUGCCGAUCAGAUCAAAGCACCCCCCAAUGAGCUACGCCCGAUGGCGGCCCCGUGGCCCUUUUCAAUGUGGGGCAUUGACGUGAUCGGCCCUAUCAAUCCCAAAGCAUCCAAUGGACACAUGUUCAUUUUGGUGGCAAUUGACUACUUCACCAAGUGGAUCGAGGCCAUAACGCUCGCUUCGGUCACCGCAAAUGCCGUGGCACGUUUCCUUAAGCGCGACAUCAUCGCCCGAUAUGGAGUCCCCGAAACAAUCAUCACCGACAAUGCUAAGAACCUGAACAACAGGAUCAUCGAUGAGCUUUGUGAGCGAUUCAAAAUACACCACCGCAAUUCCACACCAUACCGUCCCCAAAUGAACGGUGCGGUGGAGGCUGCGAACAAAAACAUCAAGAGGAUCAUCGAGAAAAUGACGGUGACCUAUAAGGAUUGGCACGAGAUGCUCCCUUUUGCGCUCUUGGCAUAUCGAACGUCCAUCCGCACUUCAACCGGGGCAACUCCGUACUCCUUAGUCUACGGCAUGGAAGCAAUCCUCCCAAUCGAAGUGGAGAUUCCCUCCAUGAGGGUCCUCGCCGAGUCCAAGCUCGAAGAAGCAGAAUGGGCGAAGCAGCGCUACGAACAGCUCAAUCUCAUUGACGAGAAACGGCUAACAGCGCUCUGCCACGGUCAAUGCUACCAACAAAGAAUGGCUCGAGCGUUCAAUGCAAGGGUUCGCCACCGCGAAUUCCGCCCCGGUGAUCUCGUCCUACGAAAGGUCUUGCACAUCACACCUGACUCUCGGGGCAAGUUUGCAUACAAGUAUGAUGGACCUUUCGUCGUCAGGGAAGUCUUCUCCGGAGGGGCAAUUAUCCUAAGCGAUAUGGACGGGACCGAAAACGCACUCCCGGUCAAUGCCGAUGCCCUUAAGAAGUACUACCCUUAAUGGCCUCUUUGUCAUCCGGCGGUUUCUUUGUGUUCUCGGAGGUUUCAGGCUACCGUCCAGGCCCUUAUC
Punica granatum (pomegranate) is the source of this 3798-nucleotide messenger RNA. Lineage: Eukaryota; Viridiplantae; Streptophyta; Magnoliopsida; Myrtales; Lythraceae. The record is from RefSeq and is a predicted model, not a curated record.